This is a messenger RNA of Blastocystis hominis, 1386 nucleotides long. RefSeq lists its product as hypothetical. The transcript has 7 exons. Lineage: Eukaryota; Bigyra; Opalinata; Blastocystidae. The record is from RefSeq and is a predicted model, not a curated record. The coding region runs from base 1 to 1386 and encodes 461 amino acids. Gene Ontology annotation, biological process: mitotic DNA replication checkpoint signaling; DNA replication initiation; mitotic G2 DNA damage checkpoint signaling.
AUGGGAGUGUUUCGAGACAUUCACUUUUGUAUUGACAAACUGGGUGAUGAAGAGAACAAGAAAUUAAGAAGAGCAAUAGAAAAGGAGGGAGGGAGUUAUCGAGAUAUUUUGGAGGACGACACGUCCUAUCUGAUUGUGCGAAAGGUUGGAUCGUACAACUAUUAUAAAGCUCAACAAAUGAACAUCCCAAUCGUGCCUCUUGCAUGGGUGUACGAUUCUAUUCAAGAUAAAGAACUCAAAGAUCCUGCAGAAUACCCUCUUCGUCUGUUUGAAGGAAUGGUCGUGUCUACGACAGGUUUCAACAACGACGAACGAUAUGUGAUGCAGGCGGAGCUGGAGCGGCAUGGUGGUGUGUUUGAAGGAAACAUGCUCUACGACCACACAGAUUAUCUGAUCGUGCGUAAUAUAUACAGUGAAAAGUACCGAAUCGCGCUCGAGUGGGGUACCAUCAUCUUAGUGAACGAAUACUGGUUUCAAGACAGCGUUCGUUGCAACAAGCUUCAAAAUCCGAUCCACUACCAAAACUUCACGCAAACCCUCGAAAAAGCUCAAGACAAAGCGGCCAAUCAAUCGAACCCGCACGUUCGAUCGCAGCUGGAUAAGCAAACCCCCACGUCCUUCACCGACUCUUGUUUAUCGCUCGUCCAGCCGCUGGAAAGCGAGUAUUUAACGCCGAAUAAAACGAUCGCGCAUACACGAGAAGUGGAUUUGCUUUUGGACGGGUUUAUCUUCUACCUCGCAAUCAGCAAUCCCUCCACGAAGAAGCGAGUUCUCUCGAUUCUGCUCAGUCAUGGCGCGUUCUGGUCGACGAACCUUUUUUCUCUGAAGCGUAGCAUCGAUACGAUUCUCUCUUCCACGAAUCUCAUCAUCGCCGAAACCCAAACCGACUACCAAACCGCGAUGCAGUGGAUCCACAGCUCUCCCCAGUCGAACGAGCUCUCGCUCAUCCCCGUUUUAAACGUCGAUUGGGUGCUGGACACGCACGGAAAGUACCAGCUCAUGGAGUACGACGCGUAUCGCUGGCGCAAAGGCAUCUUCUCCAACCUCUCCUUCUUCAUCUACGAGUUCAAACGCGAUUAUGACAAGGUCAAACAGUGCAUCGAGUCGAACGACGGCCGCGUCGCCGCCACUCUCGACGACGCCGUGUACGUCGUCUGCGCCAAAACCGUCGAUUCGGACAUCUACAAGGACGAUCGCGCGGUCUCCGCCAAGUGGCUUCGCUCCUGCACCAAAGCCAAUCGGCUGGUGCCUCGCAACGAGAAGGUUCUCUACCGCCCGUUUCCACGAUUGCUGGGAGGGAAAACGCUCUGUCUCACCGGGUUUCGCAGGGAAGACCAGCUCACCAUGGCCGACUACGUGGAGUACCGGUGGAAGAAGGGCGUCUGA